AUGGCGCCCGUUUUUCUCCACAAGCCAAGUAUCCUACUUGAGUGGAGUAAGGGCGAUCUCGAUAUCAAUCUGCUGAAAUGUAUCGUGGCAUUCGGCAUGUUCAUGAAGGACUCUCGGCCAGAUGGGCGCGUAACGGCUCGGGCUAUGAUGCAGGAGGUGCAAGAUGACACGCUAAGGAAAAUAGGAAGGCAGACACUCGCACACCUGAGGGUUCUAGUGAUGCUGUUGCGAUUUCGUUUCCAAGCUGGCCAGUUCCCUGAUGCCUGGAGUCUCCUCGCCCUAGCCGCCCGCUCGGCUUUCACAAUGCGAUUGAACUAUGAGCAUAGCAAUCCCGAUCCUCUUGUCCAAGAAUCCAAUAGGCGGCUUGUGUGGGCAAUAUAUCAGCUAGACCGGUUAUACUCUGGUGGAAUGGAGGACUUAGCCGUCAUCCCUGUGGAGAGAAUGCAUAUACGCUUACCGUGCGAUGAGCGUAGCUUCGAGAUGGGAAUGGGGUCGAAGGCUGGUUUCCUCGACGAGACCAGCAUGGACCCUAGUGCGAAUGUAGACGCACAUUCCUUCAAACUCAGGCUUCUCGCGAUCCGUGACAGAAUCUUGAGGUAUACAAAAAGCGUCCGAAGAAAAGGUGAUAGUCCAGCCGGUAGUCGGUCCGCAAUGGAGGCUCUCCAGGCUGAACUAAACACAUUUGAACGGACCCUUCCAGCCGAGCUCAAACUCACUUCACAGAGAUUAGUGUUCAUGGGUCACUCUCGUGAGGCUGGUCCGUACGUGGGACUUCAUACGCUGUGGAUGAUGUGUCACUGCGACCUCUACCGCUUUUGUGUUCCUGGGAUUCGAGAGUCGGUAUCCAAGGAUGCGCUGGCUCUGACACCACCAAAUUUCAUUGAAUACUGCCAGCACGCAUGCUUCAGCACAGCAAUCCGACUUUGUGGACUGUGGUCUGAUUUAUAUCACCUCGAGUCCAGCGAGUACUUUGGCGACGAGCUUCUGGCAGUCUCGAUUUAUCAAGUCGCCCAGAUCCUGCAUCAUCUUCCUCAUUUAAUCCCAGAAGAUGGCGAGGAUAGCGUGUUGUCUCUGAAGAAAAGGCUCAUCGAAGCACUGCAGCUGGCUGUGCCGUUGGGACGGGUAUACACCAGUGCAAUGAACUGUCUAAAAGACUCUGAACGCCUGAUAGAUGCACUGGGACGUGCAUCUGUCACUCAAUCCUCUCCAGACUCCAGCGUAUCGGCAGCCAUUGAAACCGCCGAGCGAGAGCACCUCGCUUCGAAGCACUCUGUGUUACCACAUUUGUACAGGGAUCAAAAUAUUGUUGACCGAGGCACGGGACAUCCAGAAGCAAAAGGCCAACGGUCGAAUAUGCUUCCGCCCAACAACGGAAGGAUCACAUCGUCGAAUACUAACGCAACUUUACCGGUAAGCCAGUCAGACCAUGAAAGGAGGGAAUAUCAGGAAAUGGAACCUGGAUUCUCGGACAUGUUCCUCUUCGACCCGUUCAAUAUGCAGUUGAACGGUUAUUACGAUCCGGAGCUUGAUUUCUCGUUUAUGUAG
Molecule: messenger RNA, 1545 nt
Organism: Aspergillus puulaauensis
Lineage: Eukaryota; Fungi; Ascomycota; Eurotiomycetes; Eurotiales; Aspergillaceae
Product: fungal specific transcription factor domain-containing protein
Exons: 2
Coding region: 1-1545 (514 amino acids)
Biological process (GO): DNA-templated transcription
Cellular component (GO): nucleus
Molecular function (GO): DNA binding; zinc ion binding
Source: RefSeq, a predicted model, not a curated record